AGGAGGGUUUAACAGAGUGUCCGAGGAUAUUUUACUAUGUUCAAUCUGAAAGAGUAACGCUAGACGGGAAUAUGUCGCAUAACGUUGCGAGAGCGGGGUUGUUGGAUUUCAGUCCAACGUUUCAUGCUCCUUCUCACAGAAGCGGUGAUAAAGCCAACAAGGAAAACGAGGCGUCUGUUCCAGUCCUCAGCCUGGUUCAGUUCUCCAGGUCUCCUUUCGUGGCGUUUGGCACGAUAAAGUUAGGCUCAUCGAAAUCUCUGCUUUUACGCAUCGAAAACCCGUGCGAGGACGCUGUUACGACAGUAACGGUGGAUAAGAUUUCAUCGUCCAAAGGCUUCUCGGUGGAUCAAACCUCCUUCACGAUCCAACCUGAAGACAGUGUCAUUAUAACUAUAACAUGGACACCUGUGGAAGAAGGUGGUGUGAGAGAGCUACUCAGCUUUGUUGCCAAUGGCAUUGUGAAACAUCAAGCAAUUUUGCUUGGAAAAGCAGAGGCUACAAAAAAGAAAAAGAAAAGUCUAUGGGACUCAAUCAAAUCCAAGAGAAACAUUUCUACAGUCUCAAAAGGUGUCAAGGAGGGUUCCAUGCCAAUAAAGGCAGCCAACAAGACGUUUCAUGUGUCUCGACAGCCACAGUACAGAAGAAACAGAGGAUCAAACCCACUGUCACCCUUAAAUCAGGAGAGGUCUUCUCGCAGAUCCAGCGGCAGCAAAGAUAGAAAUGGCCUGUCUGUUUGUCCGCAGAUUCCUCAAGAUUUACCUAAAUCUGUUCAGGCUAACUUGGAAAACCUGCCCCUUCAUAAAAACUCUCCUAUUGUUAUUUUGGUUCCAGCUGAUAAAAUUCUUGACACUUCGGAUAAGACCGAUAGCUCCCGUUUGCCUCUACCUAAAGAAGUCAGAAUGCUAAAUAAGACACUCUCCCCUAUUAGCACUCCAGAGAGGUUUUCCAAUCCCCUGACGUCCCACUUUCAGAGUCCACUUCCUGUCAUUGGUAAAAUAGUAAAUGAUGGAAGCCAAGAACCAAGAACACCAACAUUGUCAGUGAAGGAUGCUUUAGCUGUCAUUGAAUCUGAUCUGACUCAUGCUGUUAGCCCACCAAACGCUUGCUCGAGCUUUAACCUCUCUGAUUCUCUGGAGUCCGAACACUUAAACACAGGCUGUGAAGGUGAAGCUGCAACAAGAGCAGUUGAGAAUGUUCCCCCACAGGUUGAUGGUGCACAGCCAAGGCUAACCUUCUUUGUCAAAUCUAACAAAAUCCUGGAUGACAAGUCAGGUAAUGAUGUCCUCAUGGACAGCACUGCUGUUUAUUCAUCCACAGUUAUCAAAUCUUACAACAGGUUAGAUGAUGAACAGCAUCAGAAAGGCACCAAAUCCAAGAAGACACUUUUUAGUUCUGCUACAGUCACCAAAGCCAAAGCGGAGGCCAUUGUUGAGCCCAGUCCUGGAACCCGCAAAAUAAGAACUUCCCGACGUAGACUAUUGGAGAAAACGCCUUCACUUUCAGAUCCUAGUAACGUGGAGUCAAACACAGUCUUUUGUCAAGGGGUCUCUGCUCUACCGGUCAUCAACUGUGACGCAGAUGUUGAAUUCAAAUUUAUAGUGACUUCACCACAGGUGUCACCACAGCGUCUGAUGACGCAGCAACCAGCCCUCCAAGAUCGGUCUGCCUCCACUUUCUCUGUACCACUUCAGCCAGUGUCUGUUACUGAUGCUAACCUUAAUCCUACAGUUCCAGAGGACAGACCCAUGUCUGAGAUGUUACCAUCCUGUGUGUCUGUGAACUCAUUUCCUGUGCACAGUCAGGUAUCAAAACAGAAUAAAAAGAGAAAAAGUGAAGAAUUUUCAAGAGACUGUUCAGAUGUACCAAAAUCCUUCCAAGUCCAAAAAGGCUGUUCUGUAGCCCAGGAAUCCAAGAAACCAUGCCCGGAGAAGAGGUUCAGUGCAAGGUCUGGAUGCAAACCAACUGCACCACCAGCCUCAAGAAAGUCCACAAAAGUACCCCCAAAAAAGUCAUGCCCAAAGUCAAUGCAACAGGGAGGACAGUCAUUGAAGUCAUUCAGCACCUCCUCGGUAAAAACAUCAAAGGUUAUAGCUGUGGCACAGGCCCGACUUAACUUCAUAAAGCCAGCACAGACAGCCAUACCGAGGCAUCCUAUGCCAUUUGCUGCCAAGAACAUGUUUUAUGAUGAGCGAUGGCUUGAAAAGCAGGAAAGAGGGUUCACGUGGUGGAUGAAUUAUGUUCUCACUCCAGAUGACUUCAAAGUUACCACGGAAGUCGCCAAAGUGAAUGCCUUAUCUCUGACUAUGGGAGAAGAGAAGUUUAACAUACCCAAAGCACCAACCAAGGAGGAGAUGUCCUUCAAAACCUACACAGCUCGUCGGCGCCUGAACCGUCUUCGCCGCGCAGCCUGCCAGCUGUUCACAUCCGACAGCAUGGUGAAGGCCAUCCAGCGCCUAGAGCUGGAAGUAGAGGCCAAGAGACUUCUCGUACGCAAGGAUCGUCACCUCUGGAAGGAUAUAGGUGAAAGACAGAAACUUUUAAAUUGGCUUCUGUCCUACAAUCCGCUGUGGCUCCGAAUCGGCCUGGAGACGAUCUUUGGAGAAUUGAUUCCCCUGGAGAGCAACAGUGAUGUCAUGGGCCUGGCUAUGUUCGUACUCGGCCGGCUGCUUUGGAAUCCAGAUAUUGCUACAGAGUUCAGACACCCCAAAGUUCCCCACUUGUACAGAGAUGGGCACGAUGAGGCUCUGUCCCGCUUCACACUUAAGAAACUGCUCUUGCUUGUGUGCUUUUUGGACAAGGCCAAGGAGUCCAGACUGAUUGAGCAUGACCCAUGUUUGUUCUGCAUGGAUGCUGAAUUUAAGCAAACUAAGGAUUUGCUUCUGGCAUUUGCACGGGACUUCCUCAGUGGGGAGGGCAUUCUCUCUCGCCAUCUCAAUCUUUUAGGCCUCCCUGUGUCACAUGUCCAGACCCCCCUGGCUGAGUUCAGUUUUGCUGUGCAGAAUCUUGCUGUCGAUCUGAGAUGUGGAAUCCGCUUGGUACGCAUCAUGGAACUCUUCACUCAAGACUGGUCUCUGUCGAGUAAACUGCGGAUGCCAGCUAUUAGCCGUCUUCAGAAAGUGCAUAAUGUUGACAUUGCACUGCAAGUGCUCAAAGAAAAAGGGGUCAGCUUGAAAGAUGAGCAUGGGACCGUGAUUGACUCCAGAGACAUUGUAGAUGGACAUAGGGAGAAGACCCUAAACCUUCUUUGGAAAAUCAUCUUCACUUUUCAGGUAGAGGUUCUGCUUGAUGAGGUGCAACUCAAAGAUGAAAUCAGCUUCCUCAAGAAAACCUGGAGGACAAAGCAGAAGCUGGCUUUGUUGAAGGCUGACAAAUGUGCUGUGAUGAGCUCAAAAGGAAGUCCAAGAUUUGAACAGCCCACUGAGAAACUAACUCUGCUAAUGGACUGGGUCAAUGCUGUUUGUGACUUCUACAAUUUAAAGGCUGAGAACCUCACAGUGUCAUUCUCUGAUGGUAGAGUUCUUUGCUAUCUCAUUCAUCACUACCAUCCAAACUACCUGGUAGCUGAGAGUAUUCACCAGAAAACGACACAGACUAUUGAGUGUGACCUUCGUGGCAAGGUGGAGCUAAACAACUCCUCCAGUGACUCUGACUGCUCUUUUGACUCCUUGGAGCAAAAAGGCCCAGGAUCACCACCCGUAGAUUUCAGGCAGCUCCUUGAGAAUGAGAAGAGUAAUUUUCAGCUGGUGAACAAAGCUGUAUCUUACCUUGGAGGAGUCCCCGCCAUGAUCUCUCCAGAGGAUAUGUCUAACACAAUCCCAAAUGAAAAGGUGGUUACCUGUUACCUGUCCUUCCUUUGUGCUCGACUUUUGGAUCUCCGGAAUGAGACUAGAGCAGCCAGAGUUAUCCAGAGUGCAUGGAGGAGGUAUAAGCUGCAGAAGGACAUCCAGCUUAACCAGCAAAGGAACCUGGCUGCAUGUAAAAUUCAGGCUCUGGUGCGGAGCUUUAUACAGAAGAGGAGGGUAAAAAGGCACAAUAGGGCUGCAACUACCAUUCAGGCUUUCUGGAGAGGUUUCUCUGCCCAAAAAGAGCUGAGAAGGUUGAAAGAGGCAAAGCACUUUGCCAUCCAGAACAGAGCUGCAGUCUUAAUCCAGAAAACAUACAGAGGAUGGAGGACUCGAACAUUCUUAAAGAAGAAUCACGCCUGUGUUAUCAUCCAAACAGCCUUUCGAAACUGGCUUGCAAGAAAAAUUGCACGGAGAAAUGCUGCUGCUUUGAGGAUACAGACAUGGUACAGAAUGCAAAGAUGUCAAAGACAGUACAUGGCCAUUAAGUCUGUAGCCAUCUGCAUUCAGGCGUGGUUCAGGGGUAACUACCUAAGGCGCAGGUUUCAAACUUUAAAGAAACAGCAUCAAUCCGCUGUUGUCAUCCAGAGUGCUUUCAGGGCCUCACUUGUCCGAAAACAGAUUCGUCGGAUGAGGCAAUCUGCAGUCAUCAUUCAGAGAUGGUAUCAGGCCUGCUUGCAAAGGAAUGCAGAGCGGAGGCGAUAUCUAGAAAUUAAAUCUGCGACAGUAACUCUUCAGGCGGCAUUUAGAGGAUGGAAGGCCCGUACAGAAAUGGCACAGCGCCAUCAGGCUGCUCUUAUGAUCCAGACUGCUUACAGAAGAUUUGUGGCUCAACGAUUUUUCUUGUCUUUGAAACGUUCAGUUGUGAUUGUCCAACAGAGGUACAGGGCUAAAGUAUUUGGAGACAAGUUAAGAAAGGAGUACCAGACUCUCAAACAUGCUGCUGUGAAAGCUCAAGCAUUGUGGAGAGGGAGAGCAGAGAGAAAGAGGAUUAACCAACUUCAUCAGUGUGCUACUGUGAUCCAGUCACACUAUCGUAGAUAUGUGAUGCAGAGACAGUUUGUAGCUUUGAAGCACGCUGCUUUAGUCAUUCAAAGACGAUACAAGGCCUUCAGGGUAGGAAAGAAAAUCCAGUCUGAUUUUUUGGCAAUGAAGAAGGCUGUAACUGUGAUUCAGAGUGCAUAUCGUGGCAUGAAAUCUAGGUGUGAGUUGGUCAAGAAACACAAAGCAGCCACUUUGAUUCAGAAAUUCACGAGAGCCUUUAUGUGCCGUAAGGAAUUUUUAGCUCAAAAAUGUGCUGCCGUAAUCAUUCAGCAGCACUACAGGGCACAUAUCCUGAGGCGUUCAGAAAGGGACUGUUAUGUUCAGCUCAGACAAGCAACAGUAAGCCUACAGGCCAUAUAUCGAGGCUCUAGAGUGAGAAGAGAACUGAAGAAAAAGCAGCAAGCUGCUACAGUCAUUCAGGCAUGUUUUAGGAUGUAUAAGGCACGAAUGUCCUAUAUGGCCACCAAGUGUGCCGCCAUAAUCAUACAGCAACGUUACAGAGCACAUGUCUAUGGAAAGCGCACCCGUGCAUCUUAUCUAAGAAUGAAAACUGCCAUUGUAACUAUACAGUCUGGGUUCAGAGGAAUGAAAGUUCGCCGUGAUCUUCAAAAAAUGCGUCUAGCAGCAACAACCAUUCAGGCUCGUUUCCGGGGACACUCACAACGUGUGAAAUACAGGAGACAAAAAUGGGCAGCAUGUGUCAUACAACGACGGUUUCGAGCCGUCCAGAUGAAGAACGCUGUUGAGAAACAGUAUACAGCAAUGAAAAAAGCAGCUCUGUGUAUCCAGUCAGCAUAUCGUGGCAUGAGAACUAGGCGUGAGUUGUUCAAGAAACACACAGCAGCUACUUUGAUUCAGACAUAUGUGAGAGCCUUUUUGUGCCGUAAGAAAUUUUUGGCUCAAAAAAGCGCCGCCAUUAUCAUUCAGCAGCAUUACCGGGCACAUAUCCUGAGGUGUUCAGAAAGGGACUGUUAUGUUCAGCUCAGACAAGCUACAGUAAGCCUACAGGCCAUAUAUCGAGGCUCUAGAGUGAGAAGAGAACUGAAGAAAAAGCAGCAAGCUGCUACAGUCAUUCAGGCAUGUUUUAGGAUGUAUAAGGCACGAAUGUCCUAUCUGGCCACCAAGUGUGCCGCCAUAAUCAUACAGCAACGUUACAGAGCACAUGUCUAUGCAAAGCGCACCCGUGCAUCUUAUCUAAGAAUGAAAACUGCCAUUGUAACUAUACAGUCUGGGUUCAGAGGAAUGAAAGUUCGCCGUGAUCUUCAAAAAAUGCGCCUAGCAGCAACAACCAUUCAGGCUCGUUUCCGGGGACACUCACAACGUGUGAAAUACAGGAGACAAAAAUGGGCAGCAUAUGUCAUACAACGACGGUUUCGAGCCAACAAGAUGAAGAACGCUGUUGAGAAACAGUAUACAGCAAUGAAAAAAGCAGCUCUGUGUAUCCAGUCAGCAUAUCGUGGAAUAAGGACGAGGAAACAGAUUGCAGAGAUGCAUAUGGCUGCAAGAGUUAUCCAACAGCGAUACAGAGUUUAUAAGCAGUAUAAUAACUAUCAGACUCUUAAACAAGCAACCAUCAUCAUACAGAGAAAGUACAGGGUUAAACUUUUGGGGAAACAUCAGCGUGAGAGGUACCGCACCAUGCAAAAAGCAGCCAUUUCCCUGCAGGCUGCAUAUAGAGGGAUGAGUGUCAGAAGAGAGUUCCAAAAGAGACAUGAAGCAGCCACAGUUAUACAGGCAUGGUACCGAAUGUACAGAGUAAGAAUGGCCUUCCAAGCCAUGAGGCUUGCUGCGGUCCUCGUCCAGAGACAAUACAGAUGUCAUUUGAAAAGAAAAGAAGCAAGAAAAAGCUUUUUAAAGCUGCGUCACAGUGCCGUAGUUAUCCAGUCUGUUUUUAGAGGGAACCGGACAAGGCGUGAAAUCGCAAAGUUGCAUUCCGCAGCCGCAGUGAUUCAAAGGAGGUACAUGGCUUACAAAGAAAGGAAAAGCUUCUUGUCCAUCAAAACUACAGUUGAGCUUUGUCAACGAAAGUGGCGGGCCGUUCUGGCUGCAAGGCGAGAAAGGAAAGUAUACCUUGCAAAGCACAAUGCUGUGAUUGCAAUUCAGGCAGCUUGCAGAGGAAUCAAGGUUCGGAGGCAAAUGCGAAUGGAGCGUGAAGCUGCAAUAACCAUUCAGUCCCACUUUAGGAAGCUCAUAAGCAAAAGAUACUACCAGAAGCUACUGUGGGCAACCAGGACUGUUCAGCAACGUUUCCGGGCUCGUAAACUGAUGAAGCAAGAUGUGGAGUCCUUUAAGGAGAAGAAGAGGGCUGCUGUUGUUCUGCAGGCCGCAUUCCGUGGUAUGAAGGCUAGGCAGGCUUUGAAGCUAAAGCAUCAGGCUGCCAUUGUCCUACAAAGCGCUUACAGGGCUCACUGUGCUCAAACUCGGUAUUUGUGCAUGAAAUAUGCAGCUAUAGCCAUUCAGCAAAGAUAUCGCUCCAUGCUUGCUGCCAGAAAGCAGAGACAGGACUUUUUGAAGUUGCGCUAUGCUGCCAUUUCCCUGCAAGCCCACUUCAGGGGUCAGAAAGUCAGGAGGGAGAUUAUUCAGAAACAUCAAGCAGCUAUGCUGAUUCAGGCUUCUUUCAGAAAACAUAGGGAGGUAACAAAGUACCAAGCCAUGAGGCUGUCUGCUAUCAUCCUACAGAGACAUUACAGGUCCUUUGUUGAGGCUAAAGUUGACCGCGAGAAAUAUCUAAUGGUGAGAAAGUCAGUCAUACUAAUCCAGGCAGCAUUUAGGGGGUACACUGUUCGACGGACUGUUGCAGAAAUGAAUAAAGCUGCCACCAUCAUUCAGGCAGUGUUUAGAAUGCACAAGCAACGAUCAGCCUUUAAGAGGCAGUACUGGGCGGCAAGUGUUGUCCAGAAGAGGUUCAGAGCAUGGAAGCUUGGACGUCAGCAAAGGCAGAGGUACCAGCGAUUAAAGGAUGCAGCUAUAUGCUUGCAGAAGUCAUUUAGAGGCAAGCAGGCAAGGGACCUGACGAAACGGAUCAAAGCUGCAAGGACAGUCCAGUCGUACUUAAGGAUGUCUAUCCAAAGACGACGCUACUUGAAGACGAGGGCUGCAAUUGUGUUGAUUCAGUCUGCUUAUAGGAGACAUUGUUGUAGGAUACAGUAUGCCAGGAUGAGAAAUUGUGCAGUGCUAAUUCAGCAGUGGUAUAGAUCAUGUAAACUAGUUCAAAAACAGCGAAAUGACUUCAAAGCGGUUCAGAAAGCCACAUUGACUUUGCAGUGCGCUUUGCGAGGAAUGUUUUCAAGGCGACUAGCAAAAAGAAGACAUGCUGCUGUCAAGAUUCAGUCUGUUUUGCGCAUGCAUGUGCAUCGCAGCUGCUACGUGAAACUUCGUUCAUGUACUGUGAUGCUUCAAGCUUUUUACCGAAUGCAUACAGCCAGGAGAACUUAUCUGAGAUGGCAGACUGCUGCUGUUGCUGUACAGACAUUCUACAGGGCCUACAGAGCAAAACUGGAACAGAGACAGCGUUAUCUAAGGACACUGGAAAGCGUUAGGACCCUUCAAGCUCAUGUUCGUGGCUUCAUUGAAUACAGACGAUUCCAAAAAAUGAAAGCAAGUGCAGUCACAAUUCAGGCUUUUUACAGAGGAAUGAUUGAAAGACGCAAGUUUCAGCACCUCAAGACGGCUGUACAUGUUAUUCAGAGUCGUUACAGAGCUUACCAGCUUUGCCAAAGAGAGAGGACGCAGUUCCUCAGACUGAGGAGGUCUGUAAUUCUUAUACAGGCAGGUUUUCAUGCCUACCAAACAAGAAAACUCAGAGGACAGACACUAGCUGCACUAAAAAUUCAAGCCUGGUUCAGAGGAUGCCAAGCUAGACGUGACUUCAUCUCAAAACAAACUGCCAUAGCGUUUAUCCAUCGGUGUCUUCGAACAAGACUUCAGCGAGCCAGAUUUCAGGCAAUCCAGCGCAGUGUCCGAGUCAUUCAACGAAGAUGGAGGAAAACUCUGAUUGCGAGGAAACAGCGAGCCGACUUCCUCACAAUCAGAAAGUCAGCUGUUGAUAUACAGGCCUUGUGGAGAGGGUAUAGGGUCAGAAAGUCUCUUCAAAAGAAAAGAAAUGCAGCCGUGGUGAUUCAGUCCGCUUUCAGAAGCUACAGACAACGAAAGACAUUCAUGCAAAAGAAAGCUGUGGUCCUGAAGCUCCAGCGCCGUUUCAGAGUGUUACAGCUUGCCAAAGCUGAGAAGGAGCAUCGUCGCAGGAGAAAUGCUGCUGCUGUUACUAUCCAGGCUUUUUGCCGUGGUUGGCUCACAAGGCAACAGGUAAAGGAAGCUGCUCGUGCUGUGAGGCGACAGCGUUUUAUUGCUGCUGCUUACCAUCAUCUGUGUGCAGUGAGGAUCCAGAGAGCUCUCCGAGCACAUUGGGCACUGAAAGCAGCCAAGAAGCAGAUCUCUUCAGUCGUUUAUAUCCAGCGAUGGUUCAGGGCCAAACUCCACAGGAAGAGAUAUCUGGAGCAAAGACAGAAGAUCAUCAUGGUGCAGAGAGCAGUUAAGGUUUGGUUAGGUUAUCGCAAUCAAGCUGCUACUGUUAUCCAACGUGCCGCCAAAUGUUUCCUUCUGAGACGUAGGAAAGAAAGACAGCGGCAAGGAGUCAUAAAGUUGCUGGCCCUUUGGAGAGGUCAUUGCUCAAGAAAGCUUCAUGAUACAAAGAAAAUCAUUUCCAUCAGACAUCGCUUAAGGAAAGUCAACAGGGAGGCCAAGGAAGAAGACAAACUGUGUAACAAGACCGCAACUGCCUUGAGUUACCUGCUUGGAUAUCAAAAUUAUGCCUACAUUCUUGCUGCUUUAAAGCAUUUGGAAACUGCAACCCGACUUUCACCAGAGUGCUGUGAGCAUCUUGUGGAAAGUGGAGCAACACACACCAUUUUCACCUUGAUAAGAAGCUGCAACCGGAGUGUGCCAUCCAUGGAGAUCAUCACCUUAGCAACCCAAGUUCUUCUCAAUUUAUCCAAAUACAACAAAACCAUAGAGGCUGUUUAUGAAGUCCCGGACUCUGUGGACACACUCUUGGAUCUGCUCCAGAUCUACAGAGAGAAGGCAGGGGAUAAGGUUGCAGACAAAGGGGGCAGCAUCUUUACCAAAGCAUGCUUCCUUUUGGUCAUUUUGGUACAGGAUCAAGAGCGGGCAAUGGGGGUGAAAAAGCUUCCCAAGGCUUCUGAACGCAUUAGCAGCAUCUACCGGCUUACGCUGCGAAAGUACAAAAUGGAUGCUCAGAGAACCCAAAUAAAGCAGAGGAUGAAUGUCUCGCUGAAUGGAAGCUUCCUUCCUCCACCCACUCCUCAGAAAUCCAAGCCAGUGGCCAGAUUCGCACCGGACUGGGUUCUUCACAAAGGGAAGAUGAAAGAUAUUGUCGAUCCUCUUGGUGCCAUCCAGAUGUUGGUCAAAGCUCUUGCCCUCAUGCCUUAAGAAUGCAGAUGUGUGUGUAUAUAUGGUGUAUAUAUUAUUUUAACAUUUUAUAUUUUGCAUAACAAAGUAAUUGUGUACAUACUUUGUAAAAAAUAAUGCUUUAUAUUUUUUGCUUUUUCCUUUCCAAAAAGUUAUUUUCAGUUCUAGGCUUUGAAGAUGAUGCUAUUACAUUCAGAUUUUGAAUUUGACAGUGAGAACAAAGCCAUAAAAUUAAUAGUGGAUGAUGAUGACCCAAUAAAAAUUCUUUGCUAAGCAGUUAUUUUUGUUUAUUCACUGUUGACAUGAGAUGAAGCAUUAUUUGAUUUAGGGGCAAUGGCUCAUAUCUUAUGUGAUCUUAAAAAGCUCAUUUGCCGUGUUGGUGGGGGCUUGGUGCAGGACAUGUUAGUCAUGGGAUUACAAUUUUCUGUAAUGACUUGUAUUGCAUUGUGUAUUGCAUUCCAUGGUGGGUUCUUUUGUGUGCUAAUUAUGCAAGAAGUAUCUGAAAUUCCUCUGGUCAUAUUAUCCAUCCCUGUCUUUCUGUGUAAUUUGCACUAUAUAUACACAGGAAACAUCUUUUCCACCACUACCUUUGAGCCUCACCUAGAAAGACUCUUCUUUCAGGAACAGCUCUGUAAGCUUUGCCUUUUAUUCCUAAUGAUGUUAUUUUGAGGCAGCUGGACCAUUUUAGGUGCUUGUUUGUUUUUGUUUUUUUUUUUGUUUGUUUGUUUGUUUGUUUUUUUCCAACAUCACCCUUUCAUAUAACUGGUGGCUGUGCCUUGUUUAAAGGUGAGAGAUUAGUAGCGGGCCUAAAUUAUGUUUACU
Molecule: messenger RNA, 11135 nt
Organism: Pygocentrus nattereri (red-bellied piranha)
Lineage: Eukaryota; Metazoa; Chordata; Actinopteri; Characiformes; Serrasalmidae
Gene: aspm
Product: assembly factor for spindle microtubules
Exons: 30
Coding region: 72-10334 (3420 amino acids)
Biological process (GO): establishment of meiotic spindle localization; spindle organization; mitotic cell cycle
Cellular component (GO): spindle pole
Molecular function (GO): protein binding
Source: RefSeq, a predicted model, not a curated record